UCACUCGGCAGGUUUGGCAGCGGGCAGGGCAGGCUAGAGAGAGGGGAGGACGAGAGAGCAGACACACACCGUAGCCAUGGCUCUCCUGGAUCUAGCGAUGCAAGGCUUCUCCAUCUUCGGAUUUCUAUUAUUUAUUGUUCUCUGGCUCAUGCAUUUCAUGUCAAUCAUCUACGUUCGCCUGCAUCUCAACAAGAAGACGGUGGAUAAACAGCCCUACAGUAAACUACUCGGCGUCUCGCUACUGAAACCGCUAAAGGGAGUCGAUCCGAACCUCGUCAGUAACCUGGAGACGUUCUUCGAACUAGACUACCCCAAGUUUGAGGUCUUGUUGUGUGUUCAGGACCAUGAUGAUCCAGCUGUGGACGUCUGCAAGAAGCUGCUGGGGAAAUACCCCAAUGUGGACGCCAGACUAUUCAUAGGGGGUAAGAAGGUAGGCAUCAACCCCAAGAUUAAUAACCUGAUGCCGGGUUACGAGGGAGCCAAAUACGAGCUGGUCUGGAUCUGUGACAGUGGCAUACGAGUGCGUCCAGACACCCUGAUGGACAUGGCCAUGCAGAUGACGGAGAAGGUCGGACUCGUACACGGACUCCCGUACGUCGCGGACAGACAAGGAUUCGCAGCUACACUAGAACAGGUGUAUUUCGGCACGUCGCACCCUCGCUCCUACAUCAGUGCCAAUGUGACGGGCAUCAAGUGUGUGACGGGCAUGAGCUGCCUGAUGAGGAGAGACGUCCUGGAGCAGGCCGGCGGACUAGUGGCCUUCGCACAGUACAUAGCGGAGGACUACUUUAUGGCCAAGGCCAUCGCCGACAGGGGGUGGAAGUUCUCCAUGGCAACUCAGGUGGCGAUGCAGAAUUCCGGCUCCUACUCCAUAGCACAGUUCCAGUCGCGAAUGAUCAGGUGGGCUAAGCUGCGCAUCAACAUGCUGCCUGCCACUAUAGUGGAGCCCAUAUCGGAGUGUUUCGUGGCCUCCCUCAUCAUCGGCUGGGCAGCACACCACGUCUUCAGGUGGGAUAUCAUGGUGUUCUUCAUGUGCCACUGUCUCGCCUGGUUCCUAGCAGACUAUCUCCAGCUACGAGGAGUACAGGGGGGUCCGGUGGCGUUCUCCAAGCUGGACUAUGCGGUGGCCUGGUUCAUCAGGGAGUCCAUGGCUAUCCAGAUCUUCCUCUCGGCGCUGUGGGACCCGACCAUCAGCUGGAGAACGGGCCGGUACCGGCUACGGUGCGGAGGCACAGCCGAGGAGAUACUGGACGUAUAACACACACACGCACACACACACACACUCUCACACUCACCAGGUACCGGCUAUGAUGCAGAGGUACGGCCGAGGAAAUAUUGGACAUAUAGCAUACACACACACACACAUACUGAUACACACAGACACACAGACACACACACACACACUUGUAUGUAUAUAGUCACACACACACUUAUAUACAGUAUACACACACACACACACACACACACACACACACACACACACACACACACACACACACACACACACACACACACACACUUGUAUGUAUAUAGUCACACACACUUAUAUACAGUAUAUACACACACACACACACACACACACACGUAUAUACAGUAUACACACACACACACACACACACACACACACUUGUACGCACAUACAGCCAUAUUCUUCAUCUCCUUCGAGCUGCAC
Molecule: messenger RNA, 1672 nt
Organism: Engraulis encrasicolus (European anchovy)
Lineage: Eukaryota; Metazoa; Chordata; Actinopteri; Clupeiformes; Engraulidae
Gene: ugcg
Product: UDP-glucose ceramide glucosyltransferase
Exons: 10
Coding region: 77-1258 (393 amino acids)
Biological process (GO): glucosylceramide biosynthetic process
Cellular component (GO): membrane
Molecular function (GO): ceramide glucosyltransferase activity
Source: RefSeq, a predicted model, not a curated record